Phodopus roborovskii (desert hamster) is the source of this 1887-nucleotide messenger RNA. RefSeq names its product DNA polymerase epsilon 3, accessory subunit (gene Pole3). The transcript has 4 exons. The record is from RefSeq and is a predicted model, not a curated record. Gene Ontology annotation, biological process: heterochromatin formation; leading strand elongation; DNA damage response. The coding region runs from base 153 to 593 and encodes 146 amino acids. Gene Ontology annotation, molecular function: protein heterodimerization activity; chromatin DNA binding. Gene Ontology annotation, cellular component: CHRAC; epsilon DNA polymerase complex. NCBI's taxonomy places the organism in Eukaryota, Metazoa, Chordata, Mammalia, Rodentia, Cricetidae.
GCUGUGGUGCGCAAAGCACUGUGGGACACUGGCAACGUGGGGUGGGACGGAAGCCUCCGAGGGUCAGAUCUUAGCGACGCGGGAAGUCCAGACACCAGAACUGCCUGAAGAGAAGGCCUGAGGCGGAGAAGGCUCCUGCUCCAGCGGAGGCAAUGGCGGAGAGGCCCGAGGACCUAAAUCUGCCCAAUGCCGUCAUUACUAGGAUCAUAAAGGAAGCGCUCCCGGACGGCGUCAACAUCUCCAAGGAGGCCCGGAGUGCCAUCUCCCGCGCCGCCAGCGUCUUCGUUCUGUAUGCCACAUCCUGUGCCAACAACUUCGCAAUGAAAGGGAAGCGCAAGACUCUGAAUGCCAGUGAUGUGCUGUCAGCCAUGGAAGAGAUGGAGUUCCAGCGGUUCGUUACACCACUGAAAGAAGCUCUAGAAGCGUACAGGCGGGAGCAGAAAGGCAAGAAGGAAGCCUCCGAGCAAAAGAAGAAGGACAAAGACAAAAAGACAGAUUCCGAAGAGCAGGACAAGAGCAGAGAGGAAGAUGAUGAAGAUGAAGAAAGACUGGAAGAAGAAGAACAGAAUGAAGAGGAGGAAGUAGACAACUGAGUGGAGAGAGUGGGCAGACUGUGGCACCAUGGAAGUGACCAACCACCCUGAGAUGUUUUUAUGCAAGGCCUUUCCCUGCAAGGCCUUUCCCUGCAAGGCAGAGCCAUCUUAGGCACCGGUGCCUGAGAUCAGAAUAAAAACUAACCAGAAUGAUCCAAAACCAGCUCUUGCCAGGCUCAGAGCAUCUGAGUAACAGAAACCUGUUUCACUGAAUCAGUCUGGAGAUUGUGUUGUGACUUUUUAGUAUAAGGGCUUCUGACUGAUGAAAUAGUUUGAUGUCGUUUGUUUACUUAAAUAUGUGGCUAGCUAGUUUUUGAUCCCAUUUCCCUCCAAAAAAAGUAAUAACUUCCAUGUUGCUCGCCUGCUGUGUUUAGGCACUCACGGCUCAGGGUGGGGAAAUGGGGCUUUGAUCAUGGUCACCCUGUUUGAUUAUACAGUAUUUGGCAAUAGGUAUUAAUGGUCAGAAUGGUUUCGCUCUGGGAAAAGUCUGUGGGAGGAUAAGGUGAUCUCUUUACUGGAUGGUAACAUUACUUGUUUGUUUUCUUUUUGAGACUUAAUUAGCUUGCAGCUCUUCUUUGUUGACUGUAGAUGUUCAGUUGGCUCGGGUGGCUGCACUCCUAUGACAUACACUCUUAAAUUCUCAGUGUUGAUUAGAAUCUGUCAGAAAAGGGUGUCAGUUCUUAAAAGCAGGUGGCUUAAUCUCAGCAGUAACUCAGUGCCUGCCACUGUAGGAUUUAGUGCUACCUCCUGGAAGGUAUAAAAUCCCAGGUUUUCUCUUCCUUAGUCCAUCUCCCUGACUUGUGGCUGCUGCUUUUCAUUCCCUGAACUAUUGACAAGUUCCAGACUUUAUUUCCUCUAGGCACAGCCUUUUCCCUCUCCAUCUCUCUCCUGCCUCUGCUUCCGGGCCCCACUUUCUCCUUUUCUUAUUUCAUCUUCCAGUCUAGGAACUUUGGUGACCCAUGCAAUGUCCCACAGUGCCAGUUCCUCAGCUUCCUUAGUCCUGCUCUCCUGAAAACCUCUGAACCUUAAGGGAAGUGUAACAGUGCUCAGGAAUCUAGCAGCACAGCCACCACUGCUGUGGCUUUGGAAGUGCCUGUUGGCCUUUCCUUUCUCCCCAUUUAGUGCUCCAAGCACUUUUUUUCUUAGUUGAGCACUUGAGGUUAAAAAGUAAUGUAAUAUAGUUGGACAUUGUUAGCUAGUUGAGUGAAUACAAUGAAGAUUUAUUGAAAGUGACAAGACUGUUGAGAAGAUUUUAAUGCUUUAUACAAAUAAAGAACAUUCUUGUUUAAAAUGA